AUGGCGUGGCGAAGCUCUGGACAUUCGAAUGAGGGGCUGAUAGAUAAUCUGUUUAAGCAUGGGUUGAUUAAGAGCCCGAAGGUCAAGGAGGCUAUGAUGAAGGUCGAUCGAGCAAACUUCUGCCCCGACGCAACAUCAGCCUACGAAGACUCUCCCCAGCCCAUCGGCCACUCCGCAACCAUCUCAGCACCUCACAUGCACGCCAACGCCGUAGAAUCCCUUCUACCGUAUCUCCACGAGCGCGCCCGCAUCCUCGACAUCGGAUCGGGGUCUGGCUACCUAACUGCCGUAUUCGCCGAGCUCGCCUGCCCGGAGACGGGGAAGCCGGAAGUGCAGGCAGGGGAAAAGGCGAGGGUUGUGGGGUUGGAAAAUAUACCUGCGUUGAGGGAUCUGGGUGAGAUGAAUAUGGCGAAGACUCCAAGGGGGAGGAAGUUGUUGGAUAGUUCACAGGUGCAGUUUGUUGUGGGGGAUGGACGGAAGGGCUGGGGGGAUGAGAAGGGGUGGGAUGCUAUUCAUGUUGGUGCUGCGGCUAGUGAGUUGCAUCAGAAGUUGAUUGAUCAGUUGAGGAGUCCUGGACGAUUGUUCAUACCCGUCGAAGACCCGACUAGCAGGUGGGGCGAUCAACAUAUUUGGGUUGUUGAUAAAGAUGAGAAUGGAAAUGUUAAGAAGAAGCAGAUGUAUGGCGUGAGAUAUGUGCCUUUGACGGAUGCGCCACCUGGGACAGCAAAGGCUGAGGAUGCGGGAAUACCUUGA
Venustampulla echinocandica is the source of this 753-nucleotide messenger RNA. RefSeq lists its product as uncharacterized. Gene Ontology annotation, molecular function: protein-L-isoaspartate (D-aspartate) O-methyltransferase activity. The record is from RefSeq and is a predicted model, not a curated record. Bases 1 to 753 code for a protein of 250 amino acids. Gene Ontology annotation, biological process: protein modification process. The transcript has 3 exons. Gene Ontology annotation, cellular component: cytoplasm. Lineage: Eukaryota; Fungi; Ascomycota; Leotiomycetes; Helotiales; Pleuroascaceae.